This is a messenger RNA of Trematosphaeria pertusa, 967 nucleotides long. RefSeq lists its product as uncharacterized. The transcript has 2 exons. Lineage: Eukaryota; Fungi; Ascomycota; Dothideomycetes; Pleosporales; Trematosphaeriaceae. The coding region runs from base 74 to 967 and encodes 297 amino acids. The record is from RefSeq and is a predicted model, not a curated record.
GCACGCAUCUCCAGCUGACUUUUCACAAGUAUCUCUUUUCCUCUCCCCUCAAUCAUCGCUCCUCAAAACCAAAAUGCCGCCCUCAAAACACGCGCGCCGCGUAAGAGUCUCCGACAUCGCGGCGUGGGAACGCUCAGUCUACACCUACCUAACCACGCUCUGCGACACGCCGCCUCUCCAGCUCAAGAAGCGAAAUAGAACCAGACACAGCCUCUCGAAUCUCUCGCUCCCCCCAGACCUUGAAGCCCCCCCAUCCCAUCACUUCUGGGCUCUUUUCUACGGCAAAUUGCCCCGUGAACUGCGCGACCUGGUCUACGAAUUCAUCAUCGGAUACACGGACAGCGUCUACGUCAUCGAGCCUCCAGACGGUAUCUUCCGCUACGACCCGUCCCGCUCGGUCGCCUGCUGCCGCUUUUCGCUUCUCGGGCGCGCGUCGCCGUUUCCCUCCGCCGCCGCGGGAGGAGAAGACGGUGACGACGAUGGCGAUGACGCCGCGGCGCAGAUGCGGAACGCCGCGCUCUUGGAGCUGACCUCGCUGUUCUUCGCGACCAACGCUUUCUACGUGCGCUACCGGUACAGCGCGCUCAUGGUCGACUUUCUCACCACGGCCUUCGUGGGCGUUGGCUGCGUGCCCGUGCAGCACCUGCGCAGCCUGCACAUUCUGCUCGCGCCGCCCGAGACGGCGGAAGAGUCGAGCUGGUGCGACGACGCCGAGUUCGAAUGGAACAAGCUUUUUCCGCGGCCGGUGAACGCGAAGUGCGUCAUGUAUCGGGAGGAUCUGGAGGCGGAAUUCGAGCGGGUGAAGGAGGCGACGAGGGAGGCGGAGAUUGACUUGUGCGUUUGCGUGGAGGAUGCGAAGCCGCCUUGGUCGGGGGAGGAUGAGGGGAGGGGCGUGAGGGAGUGGUUUGAGGGGUGGUGGAUGGUGUGCGUGGAGAGGAAGAGGGAGUUUACUGUUAUGACGAUUUGA